UAUGGCAUCGUUCUGGAUGCCGGCUCUUCCCACACAUCCGUGUUCAUCUACAAGUGGCCAGCGGACAAAGAGAACGACACAGGCAUCGUGGGCCCGCACAGCUCCUGUGAUGUGCCUGGUGGGGGCAUCUCUAGCUAUGCUGACAACCCUUCCGGGGCUGGGCAGAGUCUUGUGGAAUGCCUGAACCAGGCGCUUCGGGAUGUGCCCAAGGAGAGACACGCGGGCGCGCCCCUCUACCUGGGAGCCACAGCGGGCAUGUGCCUGCUCAACCUAACCAGUCCAGAGGCUUCGGCCAACGUGCUCGCAGCCGCGACGCAGACACUGACCCAGUAUCCCUUUGACUUCCGUGGUGCCUGCAUCCUCUCGGCCCAGGAUGAGGGGGUGUUUGGCUGGGUGACCGCCAACUAUCCGCUGGAGAACUUUAUCAAGUAUGGCUGCGUGGGCCAGUGGUUAGGGCCAAGGAAGGGGACGCUGGGGGCCACGGACCUGGGGGGCGCCUCCACACAGAUCACCUUCGAGACGGCCAGCCCAGCCGAGGAUCCGGCCAAUGAGGUCCAGUGCUGGCUCUACGGCCAGCACUACCACUACCCCAGCUUCCUCUGCUAUGGCCGUGACCAGGUCCUCUGGAGGCUGCUGGCCAGUGCACUCCAGACCCACGGCUUCCACCCCUGCUGGCCGAAGGGCUCUUCCACUCACGUGCUGCUCCAGGACGUGUAUGAGUCGCCAUGCACUGCAGCCCAGCGGCCCCAGACCUUCAACAGAAGCACCAAGGUCAGCCUGUCAGGAAGCAGCGACCCUGCCCUGUGCUGUGGCCUCAUCUCUGAGCUCUUUAACUUCUCCUCCUGCCGCUUCUCUAGAUGCUCCUUCAACGGCAUCUUCCAGCCCCCUCUGGCUGGAAAGUUCAUUGCCUUCUCUGCUUUCUUCUACACGGUGGACUUCCUGAGAACUGUGAUGGGGCUGCCCGUGGCAACCCUGCAGCAACUAGAGGUGGCCGUGGUCACCAUCUGCAACCAGACGUGGAGUGAGCUGCAGGCUCGGGCGCCGGGGGAGCGGGCCCGCCUCUGCGCUGGGGCCACAUUCGUGCAGCAGCUUCUGUGCCGUGUCUACGGCUUCGACGAGCGCGCCUUCGGAGGCGUGACCUCCCAGAAGAAGGCCUGAGACACCGCGGUCGGCUGGGCGCUUGGCUACAUGCUGAACCUGACCUACCUGAUCCCCGCCGAGCUGCCCGGGCUGCGCAAGGGCACAGACUUCAGCUCUUGGGUCGUCCUCCUUCCGCUCUUCGCCGCCAUGCCCCUGGCUGCGUUCGUCCUUCGCUGCACCGAGCGCGCUCUGCCAAGACUUCGAGCGCCACCUGGGGGCGAGUUGGGGGCAGCGGCCCCAGCCCCAAGUCCCCCAUGCCUCACCCCAGCCCACUCUCAACAUCUCUGUCCCUAAUGAAGCCCGGCGCAAGACUCCAGCGCCCACGCCCACAUUUGGCCCGGAUAGGUGAAGGGAACCGAAUCCAGCCCCCGCCUGCCCACUGCGGCCUUGGCUUCAUCUCAAGACCUAAUGCUCCUCCUCCUCUUACUAGGGCUGGGGAUGCAGACACCCCGCAGCCCUCAGCCUGUGAAUGCAGGGUUGGGUCCCCAGGGAAUGGAGUCCUGAGAGUCCCCUCCCACCCCCAGUCUUGGGUUUUAGGGGGAGGGUCAGAGCCCACAAGCUGGGAGCCAGCCCAGCGCCUACUUGUAAAAAUUUUGUAGUAAAAAG
This is a messenger RNA of Physeter macrocephalus (sperm whale), 1746 nucleotides long. RefSeq names its product ectonucleoside triphosphate diphosphohydrolase 2 (gene ENTPD2). Gene Ontology annotation, cellular component: plasma membrane. NCBI's taxonomy places the organism in Eukaryota, Metazoa, Chordata, Mammalia, Artiodactyla, Physeteridae. Gene Ontology annotation, molecular function: hydrolase activity. The record is from RefSeq and is a predicted model, not a curated record.